UGAAUUACACAUGCAUUCAGAUUAUUCUACUGCAAAUUUGAAUACAUUUGAUCAGUUUAAUUAAGUGUUAUAAUUAAGUAACCAGACAACAUUGCUCACAUGCAAGCGCAUCCUUUGUUUAGAAGACCGGGAGCGGGUGCGUGCAACUGACCGAGGAUGGACUCGCCUACGCAGGGGUCCCACUGGCCUCCACUCGCGCUCUGUUUCCUGCUAUUGUGGAGCUCCGUGUGCGCUCGUGAGCCGGUCUGUCAGGAGAUCUCUGUGCCAUUGUGUAGAGGGAUCGGUUACAACUACACCUAUAUGCCCAACCAAUUCAACCACGACACCCAGGAUGAAGCUGGGCUCGAGGUGCACCAGUUCUGGCCCCUCGUGGAGAUCCAGUGUUCCCCGGACCUGCGCUUCUUUCUUUGCAGUCUCUACACGCCCAUAUGCCUCGAGGACUAUAAGAAGCCUUUGCCGCCGUGCAGGAGCGUGUGCGAACGGGCAAAAGCGGGAUGCGCGCCUCUGAUGAGGCAAUACGGUUUCCCGUGGCCGGACCGAAUGAGAUGCGAUCUUCUCCCUGUGCAGGGAGAUCCAAGCACUCUGUGUAUGGACUACAACAGGACUGAUGCUACAGCCUCACCAGCAGCUCCAAAACCAACCAGCCGACCGGGGAAACCAUACAACCGGAAAAAUAAAAGCAGUCUUGGAUCUACUUCAUGUGAACCGGAGUGUCACUGUCGUGCGCCUUUGGUGACCGUGAGCAGUGACCGUCAUCCGUUGUAUAACCGGGUAAAGACAGGGCAGAUCCCCAAUUGCGCAAUGCCAUGCCACAACCCGUAUCUUUCUCCGGAGGAAAGGACAUUUGCCACAUUCUGGAUCGGAGUUUGGUCGGUUUUGUGUUUCUUGUCCACCUUCUUCACAGUUGCCACUUUCCUAAUUGACAUCGAGAGGUUUAAAUACCCCGAGCGUCCGAUCAUUUUCCUGUCCGCCUGCUAUAUGUUCGUGUCCGUGGGGUACAUAAUCAGACUCAUCGCGGGCCACGAAAGAGUCGCGUGCAAUCGGGAUAACGAGAUGGACUAUAUCCAUUAUGAAACCACGGGUCCCGCGCUUUGCACGCUUGUAUUUGUUCUCAUCUAUUUUUUCGGGAUGGCGAGCGCUAUCUGGUGGGUGAUCCUGACGUUUACGUGGUUCCUCGCGGCAGGGAUGAAGUGGGGAAAUGAAGCGAUCGCACGAUACUCGCAGUAUUUUCACCUGGCCGCGUGGCUCAUCCCGAGCGUCAAAUCUAUCACCGCGCUCGCGCUGAGCUCGGUGGACGGGGACUCGGUUGCGGGAAUCUGCUACGUAGGCAACCAAAACUUGGAAAACCUGCGGGGAUUUGUGGUCGCGCCACUGGUGAUUUAUCUUUUUAUCGGAACAGUAUUUUUAUUCGCGGGCUUCGUGUCUUUGUUUCGGAUACGGAGCGUUAUUAAACAAGGAGGAACGAAAACGGACAAACUCGAGAGGUUGAUGAUUCGGAUCGGGGUAUUUACGGUCCUGCAUACGUUCGUUGCAAUGGUGAUUGUGGCUUGUUACGUUUACGAACAGCACAAUCGCGAAGCGUGGGAAAUCGCGCAUGCGUGUAACUGCCCGUCGGAUAAAAAAGCUCAGAAACCGGAUUACGCCGUGUUCAUGCUCAAGUAUUUCAUGUGCCUUUCGGUGGGGAUCACGUCGGGUGCGUGGACGUGGUCCGGUAAAACUUUGGACUCGUGGCGAGCCUUUUGCACGCGCCGCUGCUGCACCUGGGGCAGUAAAGGCACGAGCGGUUCGGUGUACAGUGACGCAAGCACGAGACUGACGUGGAGGUCCGGUACAGCAAGUUGGGUUUUGUGCGCUCCAAAACAAAUGCCACUGUCCCGAGUGUGAUAAAAGCGGAACUUCAUAAAAGACUUUGCAAACGGAUCAACUGCUGCUUUCCUGAAAUGAAAGAUGCCUUUUACCAGUAUUUGGUGAAUCAUAGCUCAUGCCUGUGUAUGAGAAUAUGAAUGUGCCUUAAAGUGCCAUACGGGUUUUUAUAUUUUCUUAUGUAUUUAUAUUUAAAAUGUUAUUGUUAAAACAACGACAUAGAAUGUUUAAAAUGUAUACAAGAUUGUGUGUAUUUAUCAUUUACUCUGACGGAAAACUAUUUUGACAAUAAAACACUAUGUGAGAUAUAACGUUUAUUAAU
Molecule: messenger RNA, 2185 nt
Organism: Carassius gibelio (silver crucian carp)
Lineage: Eukaryota; Metazoa; Chordata; Actinopteri; Cypriniformes; Cyprinidae
Gene: fzd8b
Product: frizzled class receptor 8b
Exons: 1
Coding region: 157-1884 (575 amino acids)
Biological process (GO): non-canonical Wnt signaling pathway; canonical Wnt signaling pathway
Cellular component (GO): plasma membrane
Molecular function (GO): Wnt receptor activity; Wnt-protein binding
Source: RefSeq, a predicted model, not a curated record